This is a messenger RNA of Branchiostoma floridae (Florida lancelet), 1870 nucleotides long. Its product is annotated as STAM-binding protein-like. Gene Ontology annotation, molecular function: metal-dependent deubiquitinase activity; K63-linked deubiquitinase activity; protein binding. The transcript is spliced from 10 exons. Bases 171 to 1610 code for a protein of 479 amino acids. The record is from RefSeq and is a predicted model, not a curated record. Lineage: Eukaryota; Metazoa; Chordata; Leptocardii; Amphioxiformes; Branchiostomatidae. Gene Ontology annotation, biological process: protein K63-linked deubiquitination. Gene Ontology annotation, cellular component: endosome; membrane.
AGGUGAAACAUCUUGUUCCCAGCGUAGUCAUUCUACGUUGACUCACAGCCAAAAAUGGCGUCAUCUUGAUUAUAUCCAAACAUCUGUGCGAAGUAUUAGUCAUUAUACUGACCGUUUCUUGUCGCUACGCCUGAUUUCUGUCAACUUUUGUGCACAGAUAUUUCACAGCCAUGCCGUUGUCAGUGCCGCCAUCGCCGGGGCAACCGUCGGAGCGUGUCCGCGUGCUGUCGGAAAAGGCUGCCACGGUAUCGGUGGAGGACUCCAUCGCACCGAGGAUGUACUUCCGCUCGGGGGUGGAGAUGGUCAGGAUGGCCACAGUCUACCACGAGGAAGGAAAUCUGGAAGCAGCUUUUAUUCUCUAUAUGAAGUUCAUCACGUUAUUUGUGGAGAAGCUUCCCAAGCACCCCGAGUACAAGUCUGCAGCAGCCAAGGAGAAGCAGACCACCAAGCGGAAGCUGGAAAUGGUGUUUCCUGUGGCAGAAAAGUGCAAGAAGAAACUGACAGAGAAAUACACCACUGAUCUCAAGGAAUGGGAGAUUGAAAAGCUAAAAAUUGAGGAGCAGAUUGCAAUAGAGAGAGCGAAAGAAGCUGAGAGGCAGCGUCAAAUCGAGGAGGAUCGACGCAUGGCAGAAAGCCUAAUGGAGGAGGAGAAGGAAGAAAUACGGAAAGAGUCUCAGGAGGAACAGUACAGAAGACUGCAGGAACAAAAGAGGCUAGAGCAGGAGAGAGAAAAAGAAAGGACUUUGGAAGAGAAGGCAGUUCCUCCUGGUGUCCUCCCACUAGACGGGGUGGUUCCCUUCAGUAAGCCUCAGUCUUGGGACGACACGAAGGGCGGAGUCAUCACCACGACGAUCUUGGGACCAGAUACAGCAAAGUUGGGACCAGCCGCUGCAAACCUGGGCACCCUACCUGGACAGGUGAAUGGACAGGUGCAACCAGAACAGGUGCAACCUGUCGUUCCUUCAGCCCCGCCUCCAGCAUAUUCACCUCCAGGCGACCUGCCACCCCCUAAAUAUGUACCAACAGUGGACCGGUCCACAAAGCCAACCAGUCUCCAUGAUGUUCCCAGCAGUAACAAGUACGGCCUGAGACAAGUCGUUGUCCCUCAGGAGAUCAUGCUGAAGUUUUUGAACCUUGCCCAGCCGAACACGGCUCAGAACAUUGAGACUUGUGGUAUUCUGGCUGGAAAACUGAAACAGAACAGUUUCACCAUCACCCAUGUGCUGGUCCCCAAGCAGAGCGGUACUCCCGACUCCUGCACCACUCUGAGUGAGGAGGAACUAUUUGACUUCCAGGACAAACAUGAACUCAUCACACUUGGGUGGAUUCAUACUCAUCCGACUCAGACAGCCUUCUUGUCCAGUGUGGAUCUCCACACGCACUGCUCCUACCAGCUCAUGAUGCCAGAGGCCAUUGCAAUCGUGUGCUCCCCCAAGCACCAGCAGACGGGAAUUUUCAUGCUUACCCCAAACCAUGGCCUGAACUUCGUUGCCAGCUGCAGGCAGAAAGGAUUCCACCCCCAUCCAAAGGAGCCACCAUUGUUUGAGGACUGCUGUCAUGUGAAAAUGGUGACCACUGAAUCUGUUGUGAUGGUGGACUUAAGGAAAUAAACCCAGAAUCUGCCAUUUGCUAAUAUUGGGAAUAUAUAGAGUCAAAUGUACAUAAUCUACACCAGAGAAAUAGAGAGAUUGAUAAUUACUAUUACAACAUUCUAUUAUGACAGCAGAACUAUCUCUAAUAUCAGUAGGCCUAUUUAGUAGCUCUUGAAUGUAUAGCAAAACGUAACUAAAUUUAUGUAUGUUUUGCCACUUUGAUACAGGUGCAUGUGCAUGUAGUACAAUAUGCUUAUUAAAGGUAAUACUAUAUUGUA